Molecule: messenger RNA, 1825 nt
Organism: Carassius gibelio (silver crucian carp)
Lineage: Eukaryota; Metazoa; Chordata; Actinopteri; Cypriniformes; Cyprinidae
Product: tubulin alpha chain, testis-specific-like
Exons: 6
Coding region: 128-1525 (465 amino acids)
Biological process (GO): microtubule cytoskeleton organization; mitotic cell cycle
Cellular component (GO): cytoplasm; microtubule
Molecular function (GO): GTP binding; structural constituent of cytoskeleton
Source: RefSeq, a predicted model, not a curated record
CUACCGCUACGUCGUGUUCACAAUGGACCAAUGUCAGAAGAGCAAGUACUCACUUGACCAAUAGGAGAACGGUCUGUUUUGGUAAACCACGCCCACAGCGGCACUGAAGAACUUCAGAGUGUGAGAGAUGAGAUCCGCAUCUUCACAACGCUAUUUUGAAAACAAACGGCAUUAUCUGCGCGAGUGUAUCUCCAUUCACGUGGGUCAGGCGGGAGUUCAGAUCGGUAACGCUUGCUGGGAGCUGUACUGUCUGGAGCACGGAAUGCAGCCGGACGGGCGCAUGCCCACCGACCAGACCACCUCCGGCGGAGAUCAGUCCUUCAGGACUUUCUUCAACGAGACCGGCGCCGGGAAAAGUGUGCCCAGAACUGUGUUCGUGGACCUCGAACCCACCGUCGUUGAUGAGGUUCGAACUGGAACAUAUAGACAGCUGUUUCACCCAGAGCAGCUGAUAACUGGGAAAGAGGACGCUGCCAAUAAUUACGCCAGAGGCCAUUAUACCACUGGCAAGGAAAUAGUAGAUGUGGUAAUUGACCGUGUUCGCAAACUGUGUGACCAGUGCACUGGACUACAAGGAUUCCUCAUCUUCCACAGUUUUGGCGGUGGAACUGGUUCGGGUUUUGCUUCGCUGCUGAUGGAGAGGCUGUCUGUUGAUCAUGGCAAGAAAGCUAAGCUCGAGUUUGCAGUUUACCCUGCACCUCAGGUUUCCACCGCAGUGGUAGAGCCCUACAAUUCUAUUCUGACCACACACACCACCCUGGAGCACUCAGACUGUGCUUUCAUGGUGGACAACGAGGCCAUCUAUGAUAUCUGCCAAAACAACCUUGACAUAGAGCGGCCCACGUACACCAACCUCAACCGCCUCAUUGGGCAGAUUGUGUCAUCGGUCACCGCCUCCCUGCGAUUCGACGGAGCUCUCAACAUCGAUCUGACAGAGUUCCAAACCAACCUGGUGCCGUACCCUCGCAUCCACUUCCCCCUGGUCACAUACGCCCCGGUGAUCUCCGCAGAGAAGGCAUACCACGAGCAGCUGUCCAUCAUGGAAAUCACCAACUCCUGCUUUGAGCCAGUCAAUCAGAUGGUGAAGUGCGACCCUCGGCACGGGAAGUACAUGGCUUGCUGUAUGCUGUACCGUGGAGAUGUGGUUCCAAAGGACAUCAAUGCUGCCAUUAGAAGCAUAAAGGCCAAGAGGACCAUUCAGUUUGUUGACUGGUGUCCCACAGGGUUCAAGGUUGGUAUAAACUACCAGCCGCCAGCUGUGGUUCCAGGAGGCGAUCUGGCCAAAGUUCAAAGGGCAGUCUGUAUGUUGAGCAACACCACAGCCAUCGCUGAGGCCUGGGCUCGUCUAGAUCACAAGUUCGAUCUAAUGUAUGCAAAGAGAGCCUUCGUGCACUGGUACGUUGGAGAAGGUAUGGAGGAGGGCGAGUUUACAGAGGCCCGUGAAGAUUUAGCCGCUCUCGAGAAAGAUUACGAAGAGGUGGGAGUCGACGCCCCCGAAGGAGAAGGUGAAGAGGGAGAAGAAUAAAUAAAAGUUUUGAAUAUAAUAAUAAAUACUGACAUUGCACUUUUGUCUUUAGGCAUUUAUUAAUCAGCAUUAAAAAAAAUCUAGUCACCAAUAUCCACUUAUCAGACAGCUACAAUGUACAGUACUUUACAUAAGGAGUGUUACAGGUUACCACACUACAGAUAAAACCGUUCAAAAGGAUUCUGCACCAUUAAUCGUCUUCAGAAACACUAAGUUGUAGAUGGCUUCAAAGAUUUAUCAAAGCACAGCGACGGUGUGGAUAAAUGCUUUCUUCAUUAAACGUCACUCGUUUGUUCUGUU